Mercenaria mercenaria is the source of this 890-nucleotide messenger RNA. RefSeq lists its product as uncharacterized. NCBI's taxonomy places the organism in Eukaryota, Metazoa, Mollusca, Bivalvia, Venerida, Veneridae. The transcript is spliced from 5 exons. The record is from RefSeq and is a predicted model, not a curated record. The coding region runs from base 58 to 570 and encodes 170 amino acids.
ACUUUGAACCACUUCUUUUCAAGCUCAUUUUUCGCACAUCCAGCCAAAUAUAUCAACAUGAGAUACCAAUUUAUAUGCGUUUUGUUGUGCCUUGGAGUUUCUGCAUAUGAGGACUAUGGAAAAUAUCAAGAAGACGGAGAUUAUGCAGAAAAAGUUUGUAAAAUUGAUGUGUCAAGUAAUGAAGUUAACAACGAAUAUUGCGAACAUGGUUGUUGUGGUGAUUACACUCAUCGUGACAGGAGAUGUUGCGAUUCCGGAGAAAAUCAAAAUACAGAAAAGAAUGUAAACGCAAGUGUUGGAGAAUAUCAAGAAGAUGAAGACUAUGCAGAAAAUGUUUGUAAAAUCGAUGUGUCAAGUAAUGAAGUUGACAACAAAUAUUGCGAACAUGGUUGUUGCGGUGAUUACACUCAUCGUGACAGGAGAUGUUGCGAUUCCGGAAGAAAUCAAAAUACAGAAAAGAGUGUAAACGUGAGUCUUGGAGUAUAUCUUGGAGGUGGUUUUGGAGGGCUCGGCGUGUUUAUUGUUUUGAUAGUCGUCUGUUGUUGCUGUGUGAAAAAGAUCUGCAAGUGACUGGCUCUCUAAUCGACUGGAUGCCUCGUGUUUACACAAAAAGUUUGAUAUUGACAAUGAACAUAUGAACAUAUCGGAACCUUUAACAUAUAUUAUUUUGGCAUUAUUUGCAUGUGACCAUGGUUAAGAUUUUUGGCUUGCAUGAAAAUGACUGAAAAUAUGUCGUAAAGCAUUACACUUGAACGCAUUCAUUAAACAUGUCAGAUAUAUAAAUUGUAUUGUAUGAUACAGUAAAAUAUAUUAUUAAGAAGAUACAAUGUAAUACUACAUGUUUUGUGGCGGUAUAAUAUAAAUAAAUGAAUGGAUGAUUAACUCAGUAA